UCAGUUGCCACAGGAUAUUUUAUUUUGAUCGACCUGUCAUAAAGUCCUUAUAUGAAUAUGCAAAUUAUAAAAGAGGAAAUUAUUAGACAUUAUAAGGAAGUUUAAAUUUCGGGUAGCAUUUUUUAUUUGGAAGGUAAACCGCAAGCAUGUUAUUCCUGUUCUGUUUGUCCGUUCUGUUUACGAUAGCCGAGGCGUGCGACAAACCUACGUGUUCAGUACAGAGUCCUGCUGCUACAGAUUGCCAGGUACAGACCCAAGAUUUGAAUGAAGCUGAAACUGGGCUGUGUAGUAGAUAUAUUACACUGAAGCAGACUGAUUUAACCUAUUACAGAGCUUCUGAGAAAUCGUACAUGAAUGGAUCGUUUGCAUUAAAAGUGAGGAAAGGUGGAAUACAGAACUACAAAAAUCUUAUGAUAGAAGUCAGGCCACGGGAGAUGACACAAAAAUACCUCAUUCGGAUAGGAGUCCGGGCGGAAAUGGAGAAAGAAAACAUUAAGGUGUCUGUGUCUUGUUUAGAAAUAGUCAAAGAAGACAGUGUUUCUGUCGGUAUUGCCGGUGAAUUGAUUGAGUUUGGCCAGCAGUGUAGGCCGAAAUAUAGAAAGUAUCAAGCUGUUGUGAGGGCAAUUGUCCCGCCAUCAUCAUCAUCUACAAAACCAAGUCAACUAAAGGGGAGCACUAAGGAACACACGGACAUCGGUGAAGAUCGGUGUUCAAUAGAUUUGCAGAAGAAAACCAUGACGCAUCGUUGGAAGAAACUGGAGAAUAUCAGGAUCCAAAAUUGUUUAUUUAUGGGAAAAUAUAAGAAGAUAACGCCUGGAAAUUGGACAGAAAAUAACGGAAUCAUUUACUGUGUUGCAAAAUACAAUUUUCCAAAUGAAUACUACUCGAGGAUAUAUUACCACGACCUGACAACUCGCGAACGCUUUUUUCUCAAGCCAUGUCAUUUCAACAUAACAAAUAAAUCAGAGAAUGUUGGAAUUUUAGGGUCAGAAAUGUCUACUAUCGAACCUAGUCCUUUUCAUCCAACAUCCAAUUCCCUGAACUCUACAAUGAGUAUAGGAACAAAUGAGUCUUUGGUCUACCUUCAGAUCUCGCACCCCCCAGCCCUGGAUCCAUCCACGAAAAUGAAUGUUACAGGCAAUGCUGUUCCCUCCGUUGCAGCUGUUUUGGAAACAUCUUACACUACCCCGAUAGUGGUCGGGUCCAUUUUGUUUUUCGGGAGUGUACUUUUACUUUCUUUGAUUGCUACACUAUUUUAUAGAAGGAAAAGGAUAUGCAUUGACGCAGCCCUGUAUCCAUCCACGAAAAUGAAUGUUACAGGCAAUGAGUCUUCCAAAGCAACUGCAAUGAUAAUAACAGUCGAUGAAUACAACAAAGACAUUUCCCAGCUGACGAGUUUACUCAAAGAUCCGAACAUAAAUACUGUGUCAGUUGAGUCUUCUUUUAAAGAUAAUAUGAUGAGUCGCCACGACUGGUUAGAAAGGGCAGUAUCCGAUAGCAACCACUACAUCUUCAUUGUGACCAAACAAAUGGGAGAUAUAUUCAAAACAAAGUUUAAUGAACCACUGUCGGGGGAAAGUGGAGAUAGGGUUCGUUUGUUGACUGAAUAUGAGGGCGGAACGUGUGCAUAUACAGUCAAUUUGAUAAGAAAUGAAUUUAUCAAAAGCUUGGUGUACACUGGAUAUUCGGUUAAAUCUUGUCACUUGGUAAGUUUUGAAGAAGAGGACGAGAAAGUCGUUUCGCGGUUAAAGGAUCGAUUCAAGUUGUUUCAAUGUGUCAAAACACAUUGCUACCAUCUGUAUACUGGAGGACGGUUCAGAUAUAACGCCGCAUGUCGCAUAAUAAACAAUAUCAAGAAAACGUAGUAAUCAACGGACCGGAAGACUAAUCAGCAAAACACGACUCGCAAUCCAGAAGUUCGGGACAUGGAUGUUGAAGAUGCCUUUGAAUCCAUACAAUGUCAUUCUAUAUUAAGUACUUGUUUUACUCCUGAAGAAAGGGAAUUCUGGUCUGAAGUGGAUGUCACAAGUAAUCCGCAUGUAGCUGCUGAGAACAAUAAGUGUGGGAUGUAAUCAACAAAGUCUUACAAAGUCCUGUAACCCUCAAUCGGACGGUGUGUCCACAAAAUGUAAGGUUUUCAUGCAUCUUAAAUUCUGAAAAUCAUUGGCAUUUCUUUUUGGUUUUAUAUUUUCAUCUUUUUAUUUUUGCAAAACGUUGUGCAGUGUGCCUUUAUAGACAUGUACGAGUAUAUGUUAGAGACUGGGAUAAUUGUACGAAUCUCACUGAAAGCCGAAGUUUGUUGAUAUAUUUUGAAACGUAAACUAAUUUAUAAAAUUCACAUUUUAAAUGCACUUGUAUGUGUGUUUGUGACCAGUUUAUAGGACACUUUGUAUAUGUAACAUUGUUUAUUAUUGUUUUGAUGUACCCACGUAUAGGUACAUGUAUGUGCACGCAUCGGUGAAGCUCUUUAGUUCAUUCUCGUCAUCAGAGUGGAUAUCUUUUAACGUAUAAGAAAUCCCAAUUUUAGAAUCUUUUCAAAUUCACUUUCAUCCAAGUAUUGAAAACAAUCAGAAAAAGAUUAUGAUGUAUUAACCAGCCGUGUUUAGUCAUUUAAAAAAGUUAAUUAUAUAUAAUGAAGCGGGGAAAUAUUUUUAUUUAUAUUGCAUAAUUAUUCAGUAUAUCUAUAGUUGAAGUCCAAUUUUUUUUUUGGAAAACUAAACCUUUUAAAAUAUCAAUAUAUCAAUAUCCGUAUACACUUAAACUUUAUCAAUAAUUUAUUCAACAUUAAACUAGUCAGUAAAAGUCUGAAUAUAUAUAUGAAGUUAAACAAAAAUUAUACACUACAUGUCUCCAGCUUUGCUACUGUUUACACACAUAAGAAUCUCCUACACCUGCCAGCCAAAGGUUCAGAGGCGACACUCUUAUCUUAUGUUAUCAUAUAUAUAUAUAUAUGUGUGUGUGUGUGUGUGUGUGUGUGUGUGUGUGUGUGUGUGUGUGUGUGUGUGUGUGUGAAACUUAUACGGUACCAAUUUUGAUGCACCAGAUCUUAUGUCUCUUCAGUAUAUAUAUAUAUAUAUAUAUAUAUAUAUAUAUAUAUAUAUAUAGCUUUUAUUUUAUAUUUUAUUUUUAUCUUAUACAUGUAUAUAUUACGUCUAUAUAUUUAUCUAAGGAGCGCCAAAACGUUAACUGAUGCUCUUACUUGUACAAGUAAAGGAUCUCCCAGUCUAGUGAGGUAAUGUACACCCCAAGAUUGUUCCAAUAUAGGCAUCAUAUCGAAUAUUAAUUUACCCUUUAUACUUUUUUUUAGCUUUUUAAAGUUUUUUCUGGCUCUUACAACGUAAUGUACGUGUCUUAGGAAUCCGAUUGUAAUUCAAUUAAGUUUGUAAAUAUAGCGAUGUGACACUUAAGUAUUUCGAUUUUUUACAUUAAUUAUGCUCGUGAUGUAUUUUUAUUUUAUCAUAGACCAACAGUUCUUUUUCUGUGAACAUGAUUGAAUACAUAAUACUAUUCAUCGUGGAAUUAUCAUAAAUUGUGUUUUUGUCGUUUAAAACACUGCAUAUGCAUACAUGUAUAAUAUAUCAUACCAACAUUGUUUAUUCUUAAUAGAUUAAUCAUUUUUGCAAUAACAUUGUGUUCAUGGUGAGUAUUUGCUAGUGUUUAAGCGAUGUGUUCAUAAUAUUGUGUUCUAAAUUUUUCUAACAAAUGUAUGCACAGUGGAAUGUUCCACGACAGGAUGUUUUCUUUCUGUUAACCGAUGUGUUCACACUACUUUAUUGAUUCUAAAGUUUGUAUAGGCUUUUAUUAUACAUUGUGAAGUGUUACCGCUUUUAUUCAUUUAUGUUUUUUGCGUCGACAAAUCACGUGACUGUAUAAUUUUGCAAGCGAUUUCGCUCCAUUCUGGAAUAAAAAAGCUCGAUGUAAA
Ostrea edulis (European flat oyster) is the source of this 3922-nucleotide messenger RNA. RefSeq lists its product as uncharacterized. Lineage: Eukaryota; Metazoa; Mollusca; Bivalvia; Ostreida; Ostreidae. The record is from RefSeq and is a predicted model, not a curated record. Bases 147 to 1865 code for a protein of 572 amino acids. The transcript has 13 exons.